Messenger RNA from Symbiodinium necroappetens, 660 nucleotides. The record is from the annotation of a GenBank genome assembly. Lineage: Eukaryota; Dinophyceae; Suessiales; Symbiodiniaceae.
AUGACUGUCGCGCAGGCUUACAGUGAAGUGACCUUCAGCCUCGUUGCCAACUUCUUCCUUACCACCUUCCCGACGAACAUGCUGAAGUUCCCGGUCUUCGAGAUCAUCAAUAGGGCAAUGAUGUUCACAGACCUGUCGCCAGGAGUUAGUGGCUUGAUCAGUGGAUGGUUGUUCUGCACCAUCAUGCUCCCGGUGACCAACUACCGAUUCCGCAAGAGCAUGGGGUGGGAGAUCAAGGUCUCACUGCUGUACCAAGCCUAUAUCCCUACCGUCGCCCGCGACAUCAUCUAUGGCUGGGCUCGUGGACUGGCCAACACCUACCUGCAGGACACCAUUGCCCCGACCACCUUCACCCACAAGGCUAUGGUCUUCGGCCUGACCAUCUGGGUCUCCUGCAUCAUCUCAUCCCCUUGCAACGAGUGGCGAGGGUACACUCUGCAGCCCCCAGACAAGAAGCUGCCUUUCAACAUCUACUUCAAGCCCAUCAACUAUGCUCGAUCCACAGGAAUCGGCUCCUCCAUCAUGGGCAUUGCGCUGAUGUUUGGCAUGCUGGUUACACCUUACGCCGAGGAUGCUUUCGCGUACAUGAAGGAGCACACAGCCCUGGCUCUGGGCAUCGUUGCCGUCCUCAUCGUUGCGAUCGUUAUGGCCACCAAGUAG